Molecule: messenger RNA, 16982 nt
Organism: Coregonus sp. 'balchen'
Lineage: Eukaryota; Metazoa; Chordata; Actinopteri; Salmoniformes; Salmonidae
Source: the annotation of a GenBank genome assembly
AUGGAUGCAUGUCAGCGUUUUGACCCAGAGCUUCCUGAAGGGACCAGAAGCAUCAGCAGAACAGAUAUCUCAGGUGUGAAUCAACAUCCAUCCUGCCUUAUCAACCUGCUGCUGGCGCUACAGGUAAGCCCCUUUGUGAAUCAGCUAAGUGGCAAAGCCACUGUUGUAGUUAAGUUGAAUAUAUGUACGCAUGACGGGAAGUUGCUUUGGAUAAAGAUGUGUGCUUUAUGGCAUAGAUUUUAGUAUAUAUUAAAUGUGUACUUACUCUUGAAACAGUUCAACCAUAAACCAGUACGGAGAAACAUGCAUUGACCACAGACCACAUGCAGGUUGUUGUUUUAAUCUCAGUUGUAGCCUACCUACCACUGGCUUUCUCUUGGUGCCUACCUACCACUGGCUUUCUCUUGGUGCCUAUCUACCACUGGCUUUCUCUUGGUGCCUACCUACCACUGGCUUUCUCUUGGUGCCUACCUACCACUGGCUUUCUCUUGGUGCCUACCUACCACUGGCUUUCUCUUGGUGCCUACCUACCACUGGCUUUCUCUUGGUGCCUACCUACCACUGGCUUUCUCUUGGUGCCUACCUACCACUGGCUUUCUCUUGGUGCCUACCUACCACUGGCUUUUUCUUGGUGCCUACCUACCACUGGCUUUUUCUUGGUGCCUACCUACCACUGGCUUUCUCUUGGUGCAUACCUACCACUGGCUUUCUCUUGGUGCCUACCUACCAAAAUGCACCCCCAAAGCAUAAUGUUUCCACCUCCAUGUUUGACGGUGGGGAUGGUGUUCUUGGGGUCAUAGGCAGCAUUCCUCCUCCUCCAAACACGGCAAGUUGAGUUGAUGCCAAAGAGCUCCAUUUUGGUCUCAUCUGACCACAACACUUUCACCCAGUUCUCCUCUGAAUCAUUCAGAUGUUCAUUGGCAAACUUCAGACAGGCCUGUUUAUGUGCUUUCUUGAGCAGGGGGGACCUUGCGGGCGCUGCAGGAUUUCAGUCCUUCACGGCAUAGUGUGUUACCAAUUGUUUUCUUGGUGACUAUGGUCCCAGCUGCCUUGAGAUCAUUGACAAGAUCCUCCCGUGUAGUUCUGGGCUGAUUCCUCACCGUUCUCAUGAUCAUUGCAACUCCACGAGGUGAGAUCUUGCAUGGAGCCCCAGGCCGAGGGAGAUUGACAGUUAUGUGUUUCCUCCAUUUGCGAAUAAUCGCACCAACUGUUGUCACCUUCUCACCAAGCUGCUUGGCGAUGGUCUUGUAGCCCAUUCCAGCCUUGUGUAGGUCUACAAUCUUGUCCCUGACAUCCUUGGAGAGCUCUUUGGUCUUGGCCAUGGUGGAGAGUUUGGAAUCUGAUUGAUUGAUUGCUUCUGUGGACAGGUGUCUUUUAUACAGGUAACAAACUGAGAUUAGGAGCACUCCCUUUAAGAGUGUGCUCCUAAUCUCAGCUCGUUACCUGAAUAAAAGACACGUGGGAGCCAGAAAUCUUUCUGAUUGAGAGGUGGUCAAAUACUUAUUUCCCUCAUUAAAAAUGCAAAUCAAUUUAUAACAUUUUUGACAUGCGUUAUUCUGGAUUUUUUGUUGUUGUUAUUCUGUCUCUCACUGUUCAAAUAAACCUACCGUUAAAAUUAUAGACUGAUCAUUUCUUUGUCAGUGGGCAAACGUACAAAAUCAGCAGGGGAUCAAAUACUUUUUUCCUUCACUGUACCACUGGCUUUCUCUUGGUGGCUAUCUACCACUGGCUUGCUCUUGGUACGUACAGUGGGGAAAAAAAGUAUUUAGUCAGCCACCAAUUGUGCAAGUUCUCCCACUUAAAAAGAUGAGAGAGGCCUGUCAUUUUCAUCAUAGGUACAUGUCAACAUUGACAGACAAAUUGAGAUUUCUUUCUCCAGAAAAUCACAUUGUAGGAUUUUUAAUGAAUUUAUUUGCAAAUUAUGGUGGAAAAUAAGUAUUUGGUCACCUACAAACAAGCAAGUUUUCUGGCUCUCAUAGACCUGUAACUUCUUCUUUAAGAGGCUCCUCUGUCCUCCACAACCUCAAACAGUCACACUCCAAACUCCACUAUGGCCAAGACCAAAGAGCUGUCAAAGGACACCAGAAACAAAAUUGUAGACCUGCACCAGGCUGGAAAGAAUGAAUCUGCAAUAGGUAAGCAGCUUGGUUUGAAGAAAUCAACUGUGGGAGCAAUUAUUAGGAAAUGGAAGACAUACAAGACCACUGAUAAUCUCCCUCGAUCUGGGGCUCCACGCAAGAUCUCACCCCGUGGGGUCAAAAUGAUCACAAGAACGGUGAGCAAAAAUCCCAGAACCACACGGGGGGACCGAGUGAACGACCUGCAGAGAGCUGGGACCAAAGUAACAAAGCCUACCAUCAGUAACACACUACGCCGCCAGGGACUCAAAUCCUGCAGUGCCAGACGUGUCCCCCUGCUUAAGCCAGUACAUGUCCAGGUCCGUCUGAAGUUUGCUAGAGUGCAUUUGGAUGAUCCAGAAGAGGAUUGGGAGAAUGUCAUAUGGUCAGAUGAAACCAAAAUAUAACUUUUUGUUAAAAACUCAACUCGUCAUGUUUGGAGGACAAAGAAUGCUGAGUUGCAUCCAAACAACACCAUACCUACUGUGAAGCAUGGGGGUGGAAACAUCAUGCUUUGGGGCUGUUUUUCUGCAAAGGGACCAGGACAACUGAUCCGUGUAAAGGAAAGAAUGAAUGGGGCCAUGUAUCGUGAGAUUUUGAGUGAAAACCUCCUUCCAUCAGCAAGGGCAUUGAAGAUGAAACGUGUCUGGGUCUUUCAGCAUGACAAUGAUCCCAAACACACCACCCGGGCAACGAAGGAGUGGCUUCGUAAGAAGCAUUUCAAGGUCCUGGAGUGGCCUAGUGUCACGCCCUGGCUCUGGGGACGCUUGUAUGUUGAGCCAGGGUGUGAGUGUUCUUUGUUUAUUCUAGUUCAUGUCUAUCUAUGUUGGCCAGAGUGGUUCUCAAUCAGGGGCAACGAGUGUCAGCUGUUGCUGGUUGUCUCUGAUUGGGAACCAUAUUUAGACAGGCUGUUUUCCCACAGUGUUUGUGGGAUCUUGUUCCUGUGUAGGUUUGUGUUUUGCACCUUUGGACGUCACGUAUCGAUUUGUUGUUUUGUUCGUGUAAUCAUUUAAUAAAUAAGUAUGUUCACCUUCCACGCUGCGCCUUGGUCCUCUGUAUCCGACGAUCGUGACACCUAGCCAGUCUCCAGAUCUCAACCCCAUAGAAAAUCUUUGGAGGGAGUUGAAAGUCCGUGUUGCCCAGCGACAGCCCCAAAACAUCACUGCUCUAGAGGAGAUCUGCAUGGAGGAAUGGGCCAAAAUACCAGCAACAGUGUGUGAAAACCUUGUGAAGACUUACAGAAAACGUUUGACCUGUGUCAUUGCCAACAAAGGGUAUAUAACAAAAUAUUGAGAAACUUUUGUUAUUGACCAAAUACUUAUUUUCCACCAUAAUUUGCAAAUAAAUUCAUAAAAAAUCCUACAAUGUGAUUUUCUGGAUUUUUUUCUUCUCAAUUUGUCUGUCAUAGUUGACGUGUACCUAUGAUGAAAAUUACAGGCCUCUCUCAUCUUUUUAAGUGGGAGAACUUGCACAAUUGGUGGCUGACUAAAUACUUUUUUUCCCCACUGUACCUACCACUGGCUUUCUCUUGGUGCCUACCUACCACUGGCUUGCUCUUGGUGCCUACCUACCACUGGCUUUCUCUUGGUGCCUACCUACCACUGGCUUACUCUUGGUGCCUACCUACCACUGGCUUUCUCUUGGUGCCUACCUACCAGUGGCUUUCUCUUGGUGCCUACCUACCACUGGCUUUCUCUUGGUGCCUACCUACCACUGGCUUACUCUUGGUGCCUACCUACCACUGGCUUUCUCUUGGUGCCUACCUACCACUGGCUUUCUCUUGGUGCCUACCUACCACUGGCUUUCUCUUGGUGCCUACCUACCACUGGCUUUCUCUUGGUGCCUACCUACCACUGGCUUUCUCUUGGUGCCUACCUACCACUGGCUUUCUCUUGGUGCCUACCUACCACUGGCUUUCUCUUGGUACCUACCUACCACUGGCUUUCUCUUGGUGCCUACCUACCACUGGCUUUCUCUUGGUGCCUACCUACCACUGGCUUUCUCUUGGUACCUACCUACCACUGGCUUUCUCUUGGUGCCAGUUUCAUGCUGCAGUUUUGUGUAUUGUCUUUUUUUGUUUAUCUCUCUCUCUCUCUCUCUCUACAGCAUGUGUUUGUGCAGUGCUCUCUGCUGGUUCUGGUCCUGGGUGUGUUGCAGCAACAUCUACUGUUACAGGAUGGAGAGAGAGCGAGGUUACUGUCCUCUAUGUUGUUCUAUUCCAGUCUCUCCAGUCUCAUACAGAGCUGUCUGGGGACAUGGUGAGGAGUACUCAUUAAUCAAUUAAUUCAUCUCAUUUUAUUCAUGCCCUUUUAAAAAACGUUUUACAUUACCUCUCAACUCUCUCACUCACACACGUCUAUGAUCAAAGCAAGCAUUAAACACAUAGACAGACAUUAAUACAACCAGAUACUCUCUCAUCCUCAGCCUCCCUCUGAUCCAGGCUCCAUCUCUGGAGAUCCUUAUCCCUGCUGUAGUCCUCACUGCCCAGAUUGGUGAGUCAGCUCCAUCAAUCUGACAACAUACCAUUUAUUACCUCAGGCGAAGUUCACACUCAGGUUGUACAACUGAUGUACAACUAAUUUGACACAACAUUGUUUUGGCUGACAAACUCAUCAAGAAUGUCACAACCGUUGUGUCAAAAGCGUUGUAUGUCAGUUGUACAACCUGAGUGUGAAGGAGGCCUUUGUAUCUCAUUGUGGUUAAUGGUACCAGUGAUUGAUCUCCUGCAGUUACUGAACCGGCCUGCAGGGGGCCCUGUGGGGAGAGUGAGGAAGAGAUCCUACCCAGAGCCAACCCAGUCAGAGAGGUAGUGUACCCAGGCUGUAGUGCUGCUGUCCAUGGUGCUGAACCCACAGGCCAGACCAACCCGUCUUCUCACCACUGCUCCCUUUGUUUACGGCAACAUUCAGGAGCUAUGUUUAGAUAAAACCAUGUUUCGGGACCUUUAUCAAGAGACUUUAGUACAACAAUAAUAAUACGUGGGACUUCUAGCGCUUUACAAGUCGCUUUACAAUUAUAAAAUGAAACCCUUAAAACCAGGAGUCAAAACAAAACAACAACAGACUAAAGAAAUAGAAGGGAGAGAGUGUGAUGUAUCAUUGUAUGGGGAGGGGAAUGUUAGGGUUUGGAUACGAACCCUGCUUUAGAGUAAAGGGCGGGAUUGGGGUUAGGAUACGAACCCGGUUUAGAGUAAAGGGCGGGAUUGGGGUUAGGAUACGAACCCUGCUUUAGAGUAAAGGGCGGGAUUGGGGUUAGGAUACGAACCCGGUUUAGGGUAAGAGUUUGCGUAAGAUGGUGCUCAGUAAUGUGAAGAGAGCAGUGUCUUACUAGUGUGUUGCUUUGUUUGUACAGUGAGGGAAAAAAGUAUUUGAUCCCCUGCUGAUUUUGUACGUUUGCCCACUGACAAAGACAUGAUCAGUCUAUAAUUUGAAUGGUAGGUUUAUUUGAAGAGUGAGAGACAGAAUAACAACAAAAAAAUCCAGAAAAACGCUUGUCAGAAAUGUUAUAAAUUGAUUUGCAUUUUAAUGAGGGAAAUAAGUAUUUGACCCCCUCUCAAUCAGAAAGAUUUCUGGCUCCCAGGUGUCUUUUAUACAGGUAACGAGCUGAGAUUAGGAGCACACUCUUAAAGGGAGUGCUCCUAAUCUCAGCUUGUUAACUGUAUAAAAGACACCUGUCCACAGAAGCAAUCAAUCAAUCAGAUUCCAAACUCUCCACCAUGGCCAAGACCAAAGAGCUCUCCAAGGAUGUCAGGGACAAGAUUGUAGACCUACACAAGGCUGGAAUGGGCUACAAGACCAUCGCCAAGCAGCUUGGUGAGAAGGUGACAACAGUUGGUGCGAUUAUUCGCAAAUGGAAGAAACACAAAAUAACUGUCAAUCUCCCUCAGCCUGGGGCUCCAUGCAAGAUCUCACCUCGUGGAGUUGCAAUGAUCAUGAGAACGGUGAGGAAUCAGCCCAGAACUACACGGGAGGAUCUUGUCAAUGAUCUCUAGGCAGCUGGGACCAUAGUCACCAAGAAAACAAUUGGUAACACACUACGCCGUGAAGGACUGAAAUCCUGCAGCGCCUGCAAGGUCCCCCUGCUCAAGAAAGCACAUAUACAGGCCCGUCUGAAGUUUGCCAAUGAACAUCUGAAUGAUUCAGAGGAGAACUGGGUGAAAGUGUUGUGGUCAGAUGAGACCAAAAUCGAGCUCUUUGGCAUCAACUCAACUCGCCGUGUUUGGAGGAGGAGGAAUGCUGCCUAUGACCCCAAGAACACCAUCCCCACCGUCAAACAUGGAGGUGGAAACAUUAUGCUUUGGGGGUGUUUUUCUGCUAAGGGGACAGGACAACUUCACCGCAUCAAAGGGACGAUGGACUUGGCCAUGUACCGUCAAAUCUUGGGUGAGAACCUCCUUCCCCAGCCAGGGCAUUGAAAAUGGGUCGUGGAUGGGUAUUCCAGCAUGACAAUGACCCAAAACACACGGCCAAGGCAACAAAGGAGUGGCUCAAGAAGAAGCACAUUAAGGUCCUGGAGUGGCCUAGCCAGUCUCCAGACCUUAAUCCCAUAGAAAAUCUGUGGAGGGAGCUGAAGGUUCGAGUUGCCAAACGUCAGCCUCGAAACCUUAAUGAGUUGGAGAAGAUCUGCAAAGAGGAGUGGGACAAAAUCCCUCCUAAAAUGUGUGCAAACCUGGUGGCCAACUACAAGAAACGUCUGACCUCUGUGAUUGCCAACAAGGGUUUUGCCACCAAGUACUAAGUCAUGUUUUGCAGAGGGGUCAAAUACUUAUUUCCCUCAUUAAAAUGCAAAUCAAUUUAUAACAUUUUUGAUAUGCGUUCUUCUUGAUUUUUUUGUUCUUAUUCUGUCUCUCACUGUUCAAAUAAACCUACCAUUAAAAUUAUAGACUGAUCAUGUCUUUGUCAGUGGGCAAACGUACAAAAUCAGCAGGGGAUCAAAUACUUUUUUCCCUCACUGUAUAUGUGUGCGUGUGUGUGUGUGUGUGUGUGUGUGUGUGUGUGUGUGUGUGUGUGUGUGUGUUUGAGAGGUGGGUCUUUAGGAGGGGCUGAAAGCUGGUGAUGGCUGAUAUAGACGUUAACAUAUGAUGAGUUUAAUUCCAAAACGCUAUAUAUCCAUUUUCAGAAAUGUUUGUAAAUCUCCCUCUGUUCUCUUCCAAUGCUGGGCCAUAUCUAAUAUCUCCCUCUGUUCUAGUCUAAUGCUGGGCCAUAUCUAAUCUCUCCCUCUCUAUUCUAAUGCUGGGCCAUAUCUAAUAUCUCCCUCUGUUCUAGUCUAAUGCUGGGCCAUAUCUAAUCUCUCCCUCUCUAGUCUAAUGCUGGGCCAUAUCUAAUAUCUCCCUCUGUUCUAUUCUAAUGCUGGGCCAUAUCUACUCUCUCCCUCUGUUCUAGUCUAAUGCUGGGCCAUAUCUAAUCUCUCCCUCUGUUCUAGUCUAAUGCUGGGCCAUAUCUAAUCUCUCCCUCUGUUCUAGUCUAAUGCUGGGCCAUAUCUAAUAUCUCCCUCUGUUCCAUUCUAAUGCUGGGCCAUAUCUAAUAUCUCCCUCUGUUCCAUUCUAAUGCUGGGCCAUAUCUAAUCUCUCCCUCUCUAGUCUAAUGCUGGGCCAUAUCUAAUCUCUCGCUCUGUUCUAGUCUAAUGCUGGGCCAUAUCUAAUCUCUCCCUCUCUAGUCUAAUGCUGGGCCAUAUCUAAUCUCUCCCUCUGUUCUAGUCUAAUGCUGGGCCAUAUCUAAUCUCUCCCUCUGUUCUAGUCUAAUGCUGGGCCAUAUCUAAUCUCUCCCUCUGUUCUAGUCUAAUGCUGGGCCAUAUCUAAUCUCUCCCUCUGUUCUAGUCUAAUGCUGGGCCAUAUCUAAUCUCUACCUCUGUUCUAGUCUAAUGCUGGGCCAUAUCUAAUCUCUCCCUCUGUUCUAGUCUAAUGCUGGGCCAUAUCUAAUCUCUCCCUCUGUUCUAGUCUAAUGCUGGGCCAUAUCUAAUCUCUACCUCUGUUCUAGUCUAAUGCUGGGCCAUAUCUAAUCUCUCCCUCUGUUCUAGUCUAAUGUUGGGCUAUAUCUAAUCUCUCCCUCUGUUCUAGUCUAAUGCUGGGCCAUAUCUAAUCUCUACCUCUGUUCUAGUCUAAUGCUGGGCCAUAUCUAAUCUCUCCCUCUGUUCUAGUCUAAUGCUGGGCCAUAUCUAAUCUCUCCCUCUGUUCUAGUCUAAUGCUGGGCCAUAUCUAAUCUCUACCUCUGUUCUAGUCUAAUGCUGGGCCAUAUCUAAUCUCUCCCUCUGUUCUAGUCUAAUGCUGGGCCAUAUCUAAUCUCUCCCUCUGCUCUAGUCUAAUGCUGGGCCACAUCUCUCCCUCUGUUCUAGUCUAAUGCUGGGCCAUAUCUAAUCUCUCUCUGUGUGUUCCUAUGUAGCUCCAGGGUAUGACUGUGAUGGUGGGCAUGGUCCAGCUGGUUCUGGGCGUGACAGGUCUGAGUGGUGUGGUUCUGAGACACUGCGGUCCGCUGGUCAUAGCCCCUCUAUUGUGUCUACUUGGCUUCUCCAUCUACAGAGAGGCUGCUCUGCUCUGCUCAGACCACUGGGCCAUCGCUGCAUUGUACGUUUCUCUGUGUAUCACGCCGUCCGUCCAUCCGCCCGUCUGUCUGUCUGUCUGUCUGUCUGUCUGUCUGUCUGUCUGUCUGUCUGUCUGUCUGUCUGUCUGUCUGUCUGUCUGUCUGUCUGUCUGUCUGUCUGUCCGUCUCUGUCCGUUUGUCCGUCAGUCUGUCCGUCCUCUGUUUUCGCCUUACUUUGUCAAACUCUCUGUAUUCACAUUUGUCCAAUGCAUCAUGCAUUCAGUCAUAUUUUUGUGAACUUUUAUGAAUACCUGAACUGUAUAUUUGGAUUGAUAGACUAUUAGGACUAACGCUGUAAUGUUUCUCUGUGUAGGACAGUCAUCCUCCUAGUGUUCCUGUCCCAGCAUCUACACUCCUACAUGCUCCCAGCAUGCCUCAGCAUGCCUCAGCUACCUGUCUGCAGGAUGCUCUCUGUGAGUCUCUCCUGAUUGGUUGAUUGAUUGAUUGUACCCUUCUGACACACACUUUCAACUUUUGAGAGAAUCCCUUUCUUUUAUUCCCUUAGCCAGAACAUCACUCUUUUAUUCCCUUAGCCAGAACAUCACUCUUUUAUUCCCUUAGCCAGAACAUCACUAUUUUAUUCCCUUAGCCAGAACAUCACUCUUUUAUUCCCUUAGCCAGAACAUCACUCUUUUAUUCCCUUAGCCAGAACAUCACUAUUUUAUUCCCUUAGCCAGAACAUCACUCGUUUAUUCCCUUAGCCAGAACAUCACUCUUUUCUUCCCUUAGCCAGAACAUCACUCUUUUAUUCCCUUAGCCAGAACAUCACUAUGUUAUUCCCUUAGCCAGAACAUCACUCUUUUAUUCCCUUAGCCAGAACAUCACUAUUUUAUUCCCUUAGCCAGAACAUCACUCUUUUCUUCCCUUAGCCAGAACAUCACUAUUUUAUUCCCUUAGCCAGAACAUCACUCUUUUAUUCCCUUAGACAGAACAUCACUCUUUUAUUCCCUUAGCCAGAACAUCACUAUUUUCUUCCCUUAGCCAGAACAUCACUCUUUUCUUCCCUUAGCCAGAACAUCACUAUUUUAUUCCCUUAGCCAGAACAUCACUAUUUUAUUCCCUUAGACAGAACAUCACUCUUUUAUUCCCUUAGCCAGAACAUCACUAUUUUAUUCCCUUAGCCAGAACAUCACUAUUUUCUUCCCUUAGCCAGAACAUCACUCUUUUAUUCCCUUAGCCAGAACAUCACUCUUUUCUUCCCUUAGACAGAACAUCACUCUUUUAUUCCCUUAGCCAGAACAUAAUAAUAAUAAUAAUAAUAUGCCAUUUAGCAGACGCUUUUAUCCAAAGCGACUUACAGUCAUGCGUGCAUACAUUUUUUUGUGUAUGGGUGGUCCCGGGGUUCGAACCCACUACCUUGGCGUUACAAGCGCCUUGCUCUACCAGCUACAUCACUCUUUUAUUCCCUUAGCCAGAACAUCACUCUUUUCUUCCCUUAGCCAGAACAUCACUAUUUUAUUCCCUUAGCCAGAACAUCACUCUUUUCUUCCCUUAGCCAGAACAUCACAGCACAUUACUCAAGAUGUGGAACUGACCUCUAUAUUUCUCCAGGUGCUGCUGCCCCUGCUGAGUGUUUGGGCUCUGUGCGCAGUAUUGGAGAGUUUCGGGGGGGUUCAUCUGCACUCUGUCUCCGAGCUGCUGCCAGUACUGAAGACGAGCAACACUUCCCUUUCUGUACCUUCAUCAUCAGAUCACACCUCCUUCACUGUGCCGUGGCUCAGCCCCCCUAUGGCAGGUCAGCAGAGUUCAUUAACACUAACAAUGCCUGUGCUAUAGUCUCUAGUGACAGUUUAUAAAGCUAAUAACCAAGAGACUGUCUAGUACAUUCAGUCUCCGUCUGUGUCAUCAAUCAAAUAUAUAAAUAUUUUGAAUGUUAUGUUGUGAAUAUAAAUGUAUGAUCGCUCCAUAUAUACUGUGUGUGUGUGUGUGUGUGUGUGUGUGUGUGUGUGUGUGUGUGUGUGUGUGUCUGUGUGUCUGUGUCUGUGUCUGUGUCUGUGUCUGUGUCUGUGUCUGUGUCUGUGUCUGUGUCUGUGCAGCAGAGACAGGGCUCCCCCUGCUGUCAGUUCGAGGCAUGGCGGCCGGUGUCGUUGCGGCCCUCUCCUCCUCUGUCAGUUCAGUAGGGAUGUACCUGCUAACGGCCCGGCUCCUCGGGGCCCCUCCACCCCCCGCUGCAGCCUGUAACAGGGGCCUGGGGGCCCAGGGGCUGGGUAGUGUGGUCGCUGGCCUGAUGGGGGCGCCAUUGGGGCUCAGCUGCAGUGUCCCCAACGCCUGUACUCUGGGACUCAGCCAGGUACCGAUGAUGGUGUAAUGUCAACAUCAUUUAGAAGCCUUCUCUUUAGCCCUUAGGGUCAGUUUUCCAGACACAGCUCAAGACUAGUCCUUGACUAGCUGCUUAAUUUGGAUCCGGAAAACAAGUAUCUGAGACCUGGGCCCAUAUUCACGAAGCGUCUCAGAAUAGGAGUGCUGGUCUACGAUCAGGUCCCGCCUCUUAUUCAAUAUGGUUUAAAAGUCAAAACUGAUCCUAGAUCAACAGUCCUAUUCUGAGACACGUUGUGAGUGCUGAUUUCCCACUCUGCAUACAGUGUUUAUGUUUGACCCCUGCUCCUCUCUCUCCUUCUAGUCUGGGUCCAGGCAGAAAGUGUCUAUGUUUUGACUCUGUCCCCUGCUCCAGUCUGGGUCCAGGUGGACAGUAUGUUUUGACUCUGUCCCCUGCUCCAGUCUGGGUCCAGGUGGACAGUAUGUUUUGACUCUGUUCCCUGCUCCAGUCUGGGUCCAGGUGGACAGUAUGUUUUGACUCUGUUCCCUGCUCCAGUCUGGGUCCAGGUGGACAGUAUGUUUUGACUCUGUUCCCUGCUCCAGUCUGGGUCCAGGUGGACAGUAUGUUUUGACUCUUUCCCCUGCUCCAGUCUGGGUCCAGGUGGACAGUAUGUUUUGACUCUGUUCCCUGCUCCAGUCUGGGUCCAGGUGGACAGUGCAACUGACAGCCAUCUUGGGGCUGGCCCUAGGAGUGUCGCCUCGACUGACACAGCUCAUCACCUCUGUUCCCUUGGCCAUCUACGGUUAGUUUCAUUAUCCGUCCUCUGUCUGUCUUCGUCCUGCGUGUCUGUCUGCAAGUCUGCCUGUUCUUUUUCUGUUGAGUGACUCUUUCUCAAUUUGUCUUUUGUCGAUUCCUCACAUCCUCUCUCCUCACCUUGGAAGAUAAGGUCUGACGUUCCUCUCCUCUUAUCCCUAUUGAGGAAGAACGCGAGGAGAGAGGACAUGACGAUAGAUUAACUGAUAAAAGAUGAUCCAUUUCUCCUUCUCUCUCUCCAUUCCUGUUCAGGUGCUAUUCUCAGUGUAACCUACACUAUUGCCGUGGCUACAGGUGUGAGGUACUUCCAGUUCACACACAUCGACUCUGGACGUAACAUCUUCAACAUCGGCUUGGCAGUCUUCAUGUCUCUAGUGCUGCCUCACUGGUUCCGCAUGCAGACCAGCUUCAUUGACACUGGUAAUUUCUCUAAAAUAUCAGCCUGAUCCCAGAUCUGUUUGUGCCGUAUAGUCAACUCCAAGAAGACUUUAGACCAGGCUACUCUGACAUCAGCCUGGAUGCCAGAUUGGAUGCCAGGAUGCCAGUCUGGAUGCCAGACUGUUUCUGCUCUCUUGCCAACUCCUUGUGGAACUGUCAUGCCAAAGAUGACUUGCUCGGCUUGACAGUGACGUCAACCGAAUGGAAAGCACAAGCAGAUUCAGGACCAGACUACUCUGGCUUUACACAGCCAGUCAAAAGAGAGCAAUGUGGCUAAAUGCGUGUCUUGCCCAUAUCCUAAUCGUGUGUAUAUACCUGUGCAGGUAUGGUUAGUGUUGAUGUCCUUCUCCAGUCUCUUCUGACCUCGCCUGUACUCCUGGUGGGCAUCCUGGCUUUCCUAUUGGACAAUACAGUAUCAGGUAAAGCACAUUGUACUAUCUAUUUCCACAUUAUAAAAGUUGUUGAUGAAAUAAGCAUAGUAAUAUAAUAACUAGAACAUAUAUUCCCAUUCCAGUCAAUGUGGACCGUUCUAGUCAUUAUUUAUAUGGCUAUAAGUAAUUAUUUAAAGUGCACUAAAAUAUCAGAUGCAUGAUUCAUCAACUCAUAUAGCACCUUAUCAUGAUUCAUCAACUCAUAUAGCACCUGAUCAUGAUUCAUUAACUCAUAUAGCACCUGAUCAUGAUUCAUCAACUCAUAUAGCACCUGAUCAUGAUUCAUUAACUCAUAUAGCACCUGAUCAUAAUUCAUCAACUCAUAUAGCACCUGAUCAUGAUUAAUUAACUCAUAUAGCACCUGAUCAUGAUUCAUUAACUCAUAUAGCACCUGAUCAUGAUUCAUUAACUCAUAUAGCACCUGAUCAUGAUUCAUCAACUCAUAUAGCACCUGAUCAUGAUUCAUCAACUCAUAUAGCACCUGAUCAUGAUUCAUUAACUCAUAUAGCACCUGAUCAUAAUUCAUCAACUCAUAUAGCACCUGAUCAUGAUUCAUUAACUCAUAUAGCACCUGAUCAUGAUUCAUUAACUCAUAUAGCACCUGAUCAUGAUUCAUUAACUCAUAUAGCACCUGAUCAUGAUUCAUCAACUCAUAUAGCACCUGAUCAUGAUUCAUCAACUCAUAUAGCACCUGAUCAUGAUUCAUUAACUCAUAUAGCACCUGAUCAUGAUUCAUUAACUCAUAUAGCACCUGAUCAUGAUUCAUCAACUCAUAUAGCACCUGAUCAUGAUUCAUUAACUCAUAUAGCACCUGAUCAUGAUUCAUCAACUCAUAUAGCACCUGAUCACAAAUUAUGGCGCCGGAGGGGAUGGCUGCCGUUUUAUGGACUCUUAACCAACCAUGCUAUUUUUUCACAUUGUUUGUAACUUAUUUUGUACAUAAUGUUGCUGCUAUCGUCUCUUAUGACCGAAAAGAGCUUCUGGACAUCAGAACAGCUAUUACUCACCUUGAACUGGACGAAUAAUUGUUAUUUAAUGAGUUGGACGAGAUGGAUUUGCUCCAGACCCCCGACAGGGCCCUCAUCCCCGUCAUUCGCAGUAGAAAGAAAAGGAGAUAUCGUGGAAGGAGAUCGGGGUGCUUGGUAAGGAGCUGGCGACGAGUGGCUAAUCUGCCUUUGCCAUCGACAAUCUAUUGCCAAUUUACAAUCGCUUGAUAAUAAAGUGGACGAACUACAGGCAUGGUUAUAAGGUUAUCCUACCAACGGGACAUUCAAAACUGUAAUAUCUUAUGUGUCACCGAGUCGUGGCUGAACGAAGACAUGAAUAACAUACAGCUGGCGGGUUAUACACUGUAUCGGCAGAAUAGAACAGCAGCCUCUGGUAAGACAAGGGGUGGCGGUCUAUGUAUAUUUGUAAACAACAGCUGGUGCACGAUAUCUAAGGAAGUCUCGAGGUUUUGCUCGCCUGAAGUAGAGUAUCUCAUGAUAAGCUGUAGACUGAACUAUUUACCAAGAGAGUUUUCAUCUAUAUUUUUCGUAGCUGUCUAUUUACCACCACAAACCGAUGCUGGCACUAAGACCACACUCAAUGAACUGUAUAUGGCCUUAAGGAAACAGGAAAACGCUCAUCCAGAGGCGGCGCUCCUAGUGGCCGGGGACUUUAAUGCAGGGAAACUUAAAUACGUUUUACCUAAUUUCUAUCAGCAUGUUAAAUGUGCAACCAGAGGGGAAAAAAAAACUCUAGACCACCUUUACUCCACACACAGAGACGCAUACAAAGCUCUCCCUCGCCCUCCAUUUGGAAAAUCUGACCAUAAAUCUAUCCUCCUGAUUCCUGCUUACAAGCAAAAACUAAAGCAGGAAGCACCAGUGACUCAGUCAAUAAAAAAGUGGUCAGAUGACGCAGAUGCUAAGCUACAGGACUGUUUUGCUAGCACAGACUGGAACAUGUUCCGGGAUUCUUCCGAUGGCAUUGAGGAGUACACCACAUCAGUCACUGGCUUCAUCAAUAAGUGCAUUGAUGACGUCGUCCCCACAGUGACUGUACGAGGCAAGUAACACUGAAACAUGCAUGAGGGCACCAGCUGUUCCGGAUGACUAUGUGAUCACACUCUCCGUAGCCAAUAUGAGUAAGACCUUUAAACAGGUCAACAUUCACAAGGCCGUAGGGCCAGAUGGAUUACCAGGACGUGUACUCAGAUCAUGCGCUGACCAACUGGCAAGUGUCUUCACUGACAUUUUCAACCUCUCCCUGUCUGAGUCUGUAAUACCAACAUGUUUCAAGCAGACCACCAUAGUCCCUGUGCCCAAGAACACGAAGGUAACCUGCCUAAAUGACUACCGACCCGUAGCACUCACGUCUGUAGCCAUGAAGUGCUUUGAAAGGCUGGUCAUGGCUCACAUCAACACCAUUAUCCCAGAAACCCUAGACCCACUCCAAUUUGCAUAUAGCCCCAACAGAUCCACAGAUGAUGCAAUCUCUAUUGCGCUCCACACUGCCCUUUCACACCUGGACAAAAGGAACACCUAUGUGAGAAUGCUAUUAAUUGACUACAGCUCAGCGUUCAACACCAUAGUGCCCUCAAAGCUCAUCACUAAGCUAAGGACCCUGGGACUAAACACCUCCCUCUGCAACUGGAUCCUGGACUUCCUGACGGGCCGCCCCCAGGUGGUAAGGGUAGGUAACAACACAUCUGCCACGCUGAUCCUCAACACGGGGGCCCCUCAGGGGUGUGUGCUUAGUCCCCUCCUGUACUCCCUGUUCACUCAUAACUGCUCACCGACAACGACGAGACAGCCUAUACGGAGGAGGUCAGAGACCUGGCCGUGUGGUGCCAGGACAACAACCUCUCCCUCAACGUGAUCAAGACAAAGGAGAUGAUUGUGGACUACAGGAAAAAGAAGAGGACCGAGCACGCCCCAAUUCUCAUCGACGGGGCUGUAGUGGAGCAGGUUGAGAGCUUCAAGUUCCUUGGUGUCCACUUCACCAACAAACUAUCAUGGUCCAAACACACCAAGACAGUCGUGAAGAGGGCACGACAUAACCUAUUCCCCCUAAGGAGACUGAAAAGAUUUGGCAUGGGUCCUCAGAUCCUCAAAAGGUUAUACAGCUGCACCAUCGAGAGCAUCCUAACUGGUUGCAUCACUGCCUGGUAUGGCAACUGCUCGGCCUCCGACCGCAAGGCACUACAGAGGGUAGUGCGUAAGGCUCAGUACAUCACUGGGGCCAAGCUCCCUGCCAUCCAGGACCUCUAUACCAGGCGGUGUCAGAGGAAGGCCCUAAAAAUUGUCAAAGACUCCAGCCACCCUAGUCAUAGACUGUUCUCUCUGCUACCGCACGGCAAGCGGUACCGGAACGCCAAGUCUAGUUCCAAGAGGCUUCUAAACAGCUUCUACCCCCAAGCCAUAAGACUCCUGAACAUCUAAUCAAAUGGCUACCCAGAUUAUUUGCAUUGCCCCCCCCACCCCUCUUUUACGCUGCUGCUACUCUCUGUUUAUUAUCUAUGCAUAGUCACUUUAACUCUACCUACAUGUACAUAUUACCCCAAUUACCUCGACUAACCGGUGCCCCCGCACAUUGACUCUGUACCGGUACCUCCUGUAUAUAGCCUCGCUAUUGUUAUUUUACUGCUGCUCUUUAAUUAUUUGUUACUUUUAUUUUGUAUUAUUUUAAAUUGUAUUGUCAUUAUAUAUAUAUAUUGUAUUCUUUCUUAAAACUGCAUUGUUGGUUAAAGGCUUGCAAGUAAGCAUUUCACUGUAAGGUCUACACCUGUUGUAUUCGGCGCAUGUGACAAUACAAUUUGAUUUGAUUUGAUUUUGAUCAUGAUUCAUUAACUCAUAUAGCACCUGAUCAUGAUUCAUUAACUCAUAUAGCACCUUAUCAUGAUUCAUUAACUCAUAUAGCACCUGAUCAUGAUUCAUUAACUCAUAUAGCACCUUAUCAUGAUUCAUUAACUCAUAUAGCACCUUAUCGUGAUUCAUUAACUCAUAUAGCACCUUAUCAUGAUUCAUUAACUCAUAUAGCACCUGAUCAUGAUUCAUUAAUGAUAUUUUCGGGAACAAACACUAGGCCUCAGUGUAAUAACAUCUAUGUCUAUGUUCUUCUCUCAGGGUCUCCAUCAGAGAGGGGACUUGACUCAGCUGAGAUGCAGAAGAGAGGAUGCGCAUCAGUCAACAGCGACCCAGGGCAUCACCAGGAAGUAUCACCAGGAAGUAUCACCAGGAAGUAUCACCAGGAAGUGGCGUUAGUUUAUGAGUCCCCUUACCUCCUGAGAAGACUGUGGCGCUUACCUGGAUUCAGGGCGGCCCCCUUCUCUGCCUGUAGGAUCGCAGAUGAUGGAGACAUACUUUAG